Paraglomus brasilianum is the source of this 951-nucleotide messenger RNA. NCBI's taxonomy places the organism in Eukaryota, Fungi, Glomeromycota, Glomeromycetes, Paraglomerales, Paraglomeraceae. The record is from the annotation of a GenBank genome assembly.
AUGAGUGAACGUAAAGUGUUGAAUAAGUAUUUCCCUCCUGAUUUUGACCCUGCUGCAAUACCAAGGAGAAGGCAGGCCAAAGAUGCCCAGCACAAGGUCCGUCUAAUGACUCCAUACGCAAUGCGAUGUGAGACCUGUGGAGAAUACAUAUAUAAAGGGAAAAAGUUUAAUGCAAGAAAAGAAACGGUCGAAGGCGAAACAUAUCAUUCCAUCAAAAUUUUUCGGUUUUAUAUCAAGUGUCCACGCUGUAGUGCAGAAAUAACCUUCAAGACAGAUCCAAAGAACACAGACUAUGUCGCUGAACACGGGGCUUCCCGCAAUUUCGAGCCGUGGCGUGAAGAACGUCUUGCCGGCGAAGAGGAAAAACUCCAAAAAGAGCUCGAGGAGGAGAACAAUCCGAUGAAAGCAUUAGAAAAUCGAACAUUAGAUAGUAAGAGGGAAAUGGAUAUUCUUGAUGCACUGGACGAAAUCAGGACAAGAAACGCUCGUAAUGAACGAAUUGAUGCCGAUGCUAUACUAGAACGUAUGGUUGACGAAGAUGAAAAAACCGCUAAUGAGAGGGUGGUGGAGUUGGAUAAAAAAGAUGAGCAAUUAGCAAAGGCAAUAUUUAAAACUGCUGAUGAUGAGGUAUUCGAGAAGGUUAUGAGAGUUGGUGAUGUGGAUGAGCAGCCAGAGAUUAAGGACUUGUUGUCAGAAUCGGCUAGGGAGACGGUCAAGGAGUUGGUGGGAAGUGUAGGGGGGAUGAAGAGAAAGGAUAUUAAUAUUGGGAAGAGAGGGACUGAUUUAGGGAUUCUUGUUAAAAAGAGAAAGAAGGAGGACAAUGGCAAAGCUGAAAAUAAGAGUGUUACUGAGACUAGCGGACUACCGGUUUCAUUGUUGGGUUUAAACAAUUAUGAAUCGGAAUCGGGAAGUGAUGAUGACGACGCAGUUGAACCAUCUGAUACAGGCUGA